GGAAUAAUGUCAUGAGAACAAUCCAUGGGGUUGGAGAGAUGAUGACCCAGAUGGUCCUCAGCCGUGGAUCUGUCCUUCCAAUUGCAGUUCCAGAUGUUCAGCCCAGUCUGCACACCAGCAAGCAGACUAGUGACAGCGAGGACAUAACCGUGAUGGACACUAAACUGAAGAUCAUUGAGAUCCUACAGUUUAUUCUCAGUGUACGGCUGGAUUAUAGAAUUUCAUAUAUGUUGUCCAUCUACAAGAAGGAGUUUGGAGAUAAUGGAGGCACUGUGGACAACUCAACGAUUUCAACAACCUCACCACCAGACACGCCAACCCUAGCAGCCGUUGUUCCUGAUAUUGAUGAAAUAGCAGCAAGAGCUGAGACCAUGUUUGCUGGAAGCAAGGAAAAGAAUCCUGUGGAAUUGGACGACGAAGGUGGCAGGACCUUCCUACGGGUUCUCAUUCACCUAAUCAUGCAUGACUAUCCACCGCUGCUCUCUGGGGCUCUUCAACUGCUUUUCAAGCAUUUUAGUCAGAGGGCAGAGGUACUACAAGCCUUCAAACAGGUUCAGCUGCUGGUGUCAAAUCAGGAUGUCGACAACUACAAGCAGAUCAAGGCUGACCUGGACCAAUUACGGCUGACGGUGGAGAAGUCUGAACUUUGGGUUGAAAAGAGCAAUAGUUACGAGAACGAGGAACUGGGAGACGGGCAGGCCAAGGAUGGCAAAGAGCAGAUUAAUGAGGACACAAGUAUUCUGGGUCCUGUUGAAGAUGGAACCAAGAAGCCUCAGAUCGACAGCAACAAAGCCAACAACUACAAGAUUGUCAAAGAGAUUCUGAUCCGGCUAAGCAAGCUGUGUUCACAGAGUAAGAAGGGCCGUAGCCAGCAGCAGAGACUUCUGAAGAAUAUGGGAGCACAUUCCGUUGUUCUUGAUCUUCUGCAAAUUCCCUAUGAAAAGACUGACGACAAGAUGAACGAGAUUAUGACCCUCGCUCAUAACUUCCUACAAAACUUUUGCCGUGGGAACCCACAGAAUCAAGUC
Molecule: messenger RNA, 1028 nt
Organism: Staurois parvus
Lineage: Eukaryota; Metazoa; Chordata; Amphibia; Anura; Ranidae
Source: the annotation of a GenBank genome assembly